Molecule: messenger RNA, 2509 nt
Organism: Venturia canescens
Lineage: Eukaryota; Metazoa; Arthropoda; Insecta; Hymenoptera; Ichneumonidae
Gene: Rab35
Product: ras-related protein Rab-35-like
Exons: 3
Coding region: 423-1028 (201 amino acids)
Biological process (GO): endocytic recycling
Cellular component (GO): endosome membrane; plasma membrane
Molecular function (GO): GTP binding; GTPase activity
Source: RefSeq, a predicted model, not a curated record
UAGUAGCGAUAGUUGCGUGCACGCGGACAACGCGGAGACACAAGUGACAAGUCCUCAGUUAAGUGGUGUGUGCGCGACUGUAUUGGCGGUGGUGGGCGGCAUGUUCAAUGAGAGCGUUCUCUCUCAAUAGCGAUAAUGAAUGGAGAUAUCAGUGCGUGCGAAAAUGGCCAAUUCCUCAUGUUAGAGUGAAGAGUGCGAAACAGGAAGGAUAUUCAUGCAUCCAGAAGGGACGAAAGAGAAAAGUGAAAGAAAAUACGUGUGUGUGUUCAAUCGUAGUUGGUCGCGAUCUCGUUCGGCCAGUCUUUAUUCUCUCGUUCUUCUCUUCCCUCUUUAUCUCCCUCCCUCUAAUCCCGUGAUAAUUAUUCAUCCGAUUUACCAACGGGGGAGUGAGAAAUAUACAAAUUUUAAAUUACUGGAAAAUUAUGGCACGGGAAUACGAUCAUUUGUUCAAGCUGUUGAUCAUCGGGGACAGUGGUGUGGGAAAAAGCUCGUUACUGCUGAGGUUUGCGGACAACACAUUCAACGGUAGUUACAUAACGACGAUAGGUGUUGACUUCAAAAUUAGAACUAUAGAGGUUGAUGGAGACAGAGUGAAGCUGCAGAUAUGGGACACCGCAGGACAGGAGAGGUUCAGGACAAUAACGUCAACGUACUACAGGGGUACACAUGGAGUAAUUGUCGUUUAUGACGUUACCAGAGGCGACUCGUUUGCAAAUGUCAAACGAUGGCUACACGAGAUUGACCACAACUGCGAUAUAGUCAAUAGGGUUCUUGUGGGUAACAAAAACGAUGCUCCUAACCAGAAAGUUGUAUUGACCGAGGAUGCUGAACGUUUUGCCACCCAAAUGGGGAUUCAACUCUUCGAGACCUCCGCUAAAGACAACAUCAAUGUUGAAGAGAUGUUCAUGGCGAUAACGCGGCAAGUGUUACGAACAAAGAAAGAGAGGAAGGAGCGUCAAGCGAUCCAGACGAACGAGACCGUGAAUCUGAGAAAGAGCACAAAGCAGCAUAGGAAAAAGUGUUGUUAACGUUGCACACGUGGUUCGCGUUUACGGUGAAAGGCCGCUCUGCCCCUUCUCCUUCUUCAUCGGAAAAUCGGUUAUUCGGUAUUCGCAGUAGAUUCAAUUCGAACAAACACACAAAGACGAAUAUGGUGAAUAGAGGGGAAAGUAAAACGUGUCUUUCUCUCAGUUGAGCGGGUGAGGAUUCACGGUCGGUUAAACUGCCAUACGGAAUUCCAUCCGUCGCAUCUUUCCUCCCCCCUCUCUGCCCCCUGUUAUAUUCGGGCAUAUAAUUCCAUUUUUUAAUAAAACCCAAACAGACCAAAAUUUGUAACCAAAUGGUGGACAAAAAGAUGUUACGACACGAAUAUAAUUGUAACCAAACCCGCUCACGAAAAAUGUAUAAAUCACGGUCGAUAAAUUGAACGAAUUUAUAACAGCAUGACCAGGAAUAAGGAUCAAAGAGCAAGAUCAAGCCUCUGCUAUUUGUUGAGUGUUAUAAGACUUUGUUUAAAUAAUGAUACGAACAACAACAACAAUAAUAACAAUAAUAAUAAUACUAAGAGAAAUUGAUUAUCGUUCGUUGCACAAAUAAAAAGAAAUUAAAACGAAAAAAAGAGAGAGAACUGGCACUGGUAUACUCGUCCCUCGCGGAUCGUCCAACAGAUUGAACUUUGUUGUUGGAUAUUUAUUUAUUCCAAACGAGAUGAACCGCGCGCGAUCGAGGCUGUUGCGGAUCAAUCUGUGAUAAUAGUUAGGAUAGCACAUCGUCCGGCAUCCGCGAUCACUCGGACCCAACCCACCACGAGAGUACCAAACAAUGUGAGAAAAUAAUCAUUUUAUCCUGCUCUUCAAUUAUCACCGAUCGCUGGCUACUCUGUGGCUACUGCGUUUGUGCAUUCGGCCGCUCACAUAUCUUCGAGGAGUGUGCACAUUUGUAUAUAAAAGAAUAACAAAUCAUACGAUCGUCAUAUGAGCGAGGGAAUCGCUUCCCAGCAAUAAUAACGUCCGGAUAUUGCGCGAGUGAUUUCUAACUCAGACGUUUCUUUUGUACUUUUUAUCAUCAUUUGCAUUAUUUUAAAACAAAUACCAAACUCUAAUUUCUUUUUCAUUACAAAUCCUCGCAAUCCCGAAUUUUGCAAAAUAUUUUUUGGCGAUAUUUUUAUGAAAAUUCACGAGAUAUUGGCAUCGGCAUCUCGACAGAACACGAACCAACGUUGAAAAAUAUAAAUAAAUUAAAUUACAGAAGUAACAGUUGAACCUAAUCGAGGAAACGCCGAUGGUUCACGAAAAUGGGGAUGAUUCGCCGCUCCCGCUUCUUAUAUAAAAUAGCGCGCGCCCCCCCCCCCCCCCCCUUCAUUCUCGUUAUAGAAAAAGAAAAUGAUAACCUUUUCGAUGACGCAAAUUCAUUGUAAACGACAAGUAUUAUCGUAUUGAUACUAGUAUAAUAUUUAAAAAUACUUUAAAUGAUAUUGCCAACGAUAAAUAAAAAGGAUUUUACGUGUUUA